Messenger RNA from Purpureocillium takamizusanense, 1433 nucleotides. RefSeq lists its product as uncharacterized. NCBI's taxonomy places the organism in Eukaryota, Fungi, Ascomycota, Sordariomycetes, Hypocreales, Ophiocordycipitaceae. The record is from RefSeq and is a predicted model, not a curated record. The transcript has 3 exons. The coding region runs from base 640 to 1287 and encodes 215 amino acids.
CUUUGUAGGACAAUCAGUAACAGGUGCCCAAUUCUGGGAGAUGACAAUACACCAGGGGCCGGCUGACGAUUGUCUCUGACUUGCCGCUUUUCAAGUAUGUCUAGCACAUGUGCCGCUUUCACUGCAUGCAUGUCUUGACAACGCAUACAUAUACCCAACAACCCUUGAACACAGACGGAUGUCGGCGGGCCGUCGGCAUGAAGUAACCCGACAUUAUCGUUGAGCUAUAAACGAGAAUAGCGAGCCUGGCGCUCCUUGCGUCCCUCUCGCAGUCUGUUAUCACUCUUUUACCACACCCUACUGUGUCGCAACCACCAACAGGAUGACUUCUCCCCGCAUCAUCGUCCUGACACACCCGCGGGCGGUGUCUACUGCGUUUGAGAGGGUCUUUACAACUCGACGUGAUAUCCUGGCGACUUUCCAUGAGCCUUUCAACAUUGCAUUCUAUUUCGGACCUGAGGCUGUGUCAGAGCGCUACAAGGGCACGUCUGCCACUGUCGCUACGUCAGAGUUUUCUGCAGUGACCUAUAAAGCUGUCCUCGAUAGCUUUGCAGAGGCGGAGGAGAGGGUUGGAGCCACAGACCGUCAUUCUAAUUCUCCACUGACGUGAACUAGGGCAAGAGAAUAUUCGUGAAAGAAAUGGCUUUUUCCCUGUUUGAGCCAGACGGAAAACUGUCUAGCAUCGUACCAUCUCUCGGAGCCGGAGUGGAACCUGGUAACCCAACAGUGUUGCCACUUGAAGUCCUGCAGCAAUUUCACUUCACAUUCCUUAUCCGACACCCACGGCGCUCCAUCCCGUCCUUCUACCGCUGCACCACUCCGCCCCUAAGCCAGGGAACGGGCUUCGACGGCUUCCUGCCGAGCGAGGCGGGCUACUUGGAGUUGAGGCGAAUGCUCGACUUCUGCAUCGAGAAGGGUCUUGUUGACAAAAGCCGGCUCAUUGUCAUCGAUGCGGAUGAUUUACUUGACGAGCCGGAGAAGAUCGUUAGAAGUUACUGCGAUAGAGUGGCAAUUGACUUUAGGCCGGAGAUGCUUGAGUGGAGCGACGCCGACAGGGAGCACGCUGCCCGACUGGUUCCCACUGUAUUCCAGGGUUUCCACGGCAAUGUUGAUGGAUCGUCAAGUCUCAAGCCAAGAACGCAUGCUCAGAAAACCGUGUCAGUCGAAGAUGAGAACAAGGAGUGGGCGGAGAAGUAUGGAUCGGAAGCGCAGAGGGUCAUUCGUGAGACUGUGGACGCCAACAUUCCGCACUAUGAGUAUCUCAAGCAGUACUGCCUCAAAGUCUAGUUUCAUGUAUGCUUUAUGGUAGUUUGCCAGAAUGAUUGUGAGAUGCUCAUGGGCCUCGUCACCCUUAUAUAGCCAGUGGUUUUCUGGCAUCAGAAUAUCGGAUAGAGCCUCCAGCUAUGACCACACUGCGUGUAUUUAACUUCUAA